Messenger RNA from Tribolium madens (black flour beetle), 2371 nucleotides. Its product is annotated as pro-neuregulin-2, membrane-bound isoform-like. The transcript is spliced from 5 exons. The record is from RefSeq and is a predicted model, not a curated record. Bases 251 to 1426 code for a protein of 391 amino acids. Lineage: Eukaryota; Metazoa; Arthropoda; Insecta; Coleoptera; Tenebrionidae.
ACUUCAGUCAGUCUAGGUUGUACUUCUCAACCGUCAACAUUGCCCUCGACGGCGCUCGUAGUCGUUCCUCGUGCUGGUGCCCGUCGUCGUCGUCGUCGUCCGCGGUGGUGUUUAGUGAUGUGGAGGUGCGUCAGUGCGUGACCGGGAUGACGUUGGGCGGCGCCGUCGCCGGCCCCAGGUGCACACAUGCAGUGUCUCCGAUCGGGGGGCUCCGGGCCGUGAGAUCGUCGUGAGUACGCGACCUGCAGACAUGUUAGGAUUAUCGGUGCAGCAGUGUGCAUGUCUCGUCUUCCUAGUGGUUCUCGCAGUUUGUUCCGGUUUCACAGACGCUAUGGCCAGGAGUCGCUCAGUGAGUGAGGUGUCCGAGGUGCGGCGGCUGCGCCACCAUCGCGCCGCGAGGGAGUCGCACCGCAAAUGCCCCGAGAUCAACGUCUUGUGGAAGGCGUGGAGGGCCGGCACCGUGGCGCACGCCACGGCCCAGAGCACCAACUGCAAGAACAGGGACGAAUGUGAGGUGGUGUUCAAGGUGCUCAAGUGGUUCAAACGCGAGCCCUCCGGAGCCGCCAUGUUGCCCAAAGAGGACACAGUACUACGGCUCAGCUUGCGCAAGAAUAAUAGCAAAUACUGCGAAUACGACCAGCUCGCCACCAGGACGCAACCCCUAGUCAGGACCAAAAUCGAAACGUCCAAGGAGUACAUCCUCUUUCUCAACAUCUCCGGACCCCACAAGUUUUUCGCCGCUUUUGCACCGGCACCCAUCGAAAGAAAAGGGAUACUAAAAGCUAUGGAUAAAGUCACAAAUGAAACAACAUUCUCUACGAAGCCUGUUACGAUUAACACGAAGGCCUCAAUAUACAAAGUCAAACAACGAAAAUACGUGUGUAAAGUAGAUGGUUUCCCCAUUCCCAUAAUCCUAUGGAAGCGAAACAACACGAUACUCCUCCACAACACGUCCUUCAUCCAGAUCAUUCAGAAAAAGCGAAAAAUUAGUACUCUGAAGGUUCUUCGCGGUGACACGGGUCAGUACACGUGUGUGGCGAAAGCAGCGAAUGGACAGGAAACUUCCUAUGUCAUCAGCCGCUCGACGUCGAGGCCAAAGACGCACACGUCCUCUGGGUCUAGGAAGCACACGACCUCCAGGCCCAAGACUUACAGACCCUAUGGGUCUGCGAAGCACAGGACCUUCACGCCCACAACGCUCACGACAGCCAUGCCUGGAGAACCCUGCAAGGGCAGGCUAAAAGAAGAGUUUUGUUAUAAUGGGGGCACUUGUUUUUCUACGCUUGGUGAGAAUGACUGUAUAUGUCCUCAAGGGUACACGGGUCAUAGAUGUGAUCGAAAGACGUCCAAUAAAACCAGUAUGUAUCGACAAACACCUAGAUACACUUGUAAGAUAGGCCUCUAUACGAAAUACGAUGAUUGCUAGAGAAAUUAUUCCUUUUUUACGAGACGAGAGUUCGUGGUGGACUUGCGCCCGGGAUUUAAAUGAUUUUUAGUGGAUUUUUUAACAUCGAUGCUGUGUAAAUUAACUUGUUACCGUUUGUACAUACACUUAUUGAGGGAUGAAAAAAACUCCACUGUAUAUUUGUAAACUAUCCUAAUGUAUAAGACUGUUAAAAAGCGUACGUUUCUUCUGUUUUAUGUAGACAGUCAUCUAUCAAUCAUUAAGAUAAAUUAAUGUCCACAAUGAUCUACGUGGAGUUCCAGGAUAUGAAAUUCAAAGUUUCAUGACUAGAAGUUGGUAGCAAUGAAACCCGACGAAAUUAAACCCUAUUCUUUAGGGCGUAGAUUAUUAUCGACAUUCAUUUACCCACUUUAUACCUGAUAUCGAAUUCGUCAUGAUUAAAUUUGACCGUAAAAAUCGAUUUGGAUUUCAGGUAAAAAGCAAUGUACCUAUAAAUAUCAGGGACCGACAUUUUACUUAAUUUUUGUAUAAAGUCAUGUAGAUAUAUUUAUUUAUUACAUCUAUACUCACAACAAAAUCUUAAAAAUCUUUAUUACAAAUUCUAAAAAAAUAAAAAAAUUGUUGUAAACUUAUUAAUAAACGAUGAAAGAAAGGAUGUAGUUUUUUACUAUUGGUUUGACCCUAUCUGGUACAUUGGGGGGACAAAAGGACUCUCUAGUGGAUAAAAAAUUGUAAAAUUAGGUAUGUAAUAAAUUUUGCCUGCUCUCUGUUAUUAACCAAUUCUUUAAUAACUAUUUACUAAUAACUCUCGAAAUUUAAUUGACUGUUAGAUUUGUUGUGAGUUUCAGAUGUCUCUAACUCGCAUGUCCCUCUUAUUAAAUAGCAAUUAUGUAGAUGUAUUAACACAAAACCUCUCAACUACCGAGGAAAACCGAUUCUUGACACGACUAUACGUUUCCCUUUAUG